CAAGAACUGAAGAAGAUAUUUGAAGGGGACGAAGAUAUGAUUGAUGUGCAAAUGAAGAGUAUGAUGGGGAAGGAACAAUUUGUCAUUGUGAAGAACGAGAAAGGGGAGAACAAGAAACUUGAAGAUGUGAAAGACACCGACGUGUUGCGAAUCAAUGACAAAUACGUUGUCAAGAAGAGUAAAGUGAAGAUCAACUCGUUCCAAACGAAGGAAACGAACAAAGAAAAGGACACUGUUGGAGAGAAGAUUGUGCAAGACAGGCAAACACGUAUUGACGCACUUAUUGUGAGAAUUAUGAAGAAGGAGAAGAAGAUGACAGUGGACGACUUGAUCAAAGUUGUUAUCAACGAUCUGGAUUUCAAACCGAAAAGGGACGACGUUAAAGCGCGAAUAGAUGUUGUUAUUGAAAAGGAAUAUGUUGAGAAAGAUACUGCGGAUGAGAACAUACUCAACUACUUAGCUUGA
Messenger RNA from Entamoeba invadens IP1, 465 nucleotides. Its product is annotated as cullin family protein. Lineage: Eukaryota; Evosea; Mastigamoebida; Endamoebidae. Gene Ontology annotation, cellular component: Cul4-RING E3 ubiquitin ligase complex. Gene Ontology annotation, molecular function: ubiquitin protein ligase binding. Gene Ontology annotation, biological process: DNA damage response; protein ubiquitination. The record is from RefSeq and is a predicted model, not a curated record. The transcript has a single exon. The annotation marks the transcript as partial.